This is a messenger RNA of Geodia barretti, 631 nucleotides long. The record is from the annotation of a GenBank genome assembly. Lineage: Eukaryota; Metazoa; Porifera; Demospongiae; Tetractinellida; Geodiidae.
AAAGGUUAGCGCGUGCUUUGACUGUGCACACUUGUACGAUUUGCGUCCGAGAUCACCUACCUGCUACUUUACUGGAAAGAGACACACAGGGAUGGCUCAACAGCAGCAGGAGGAGAAGGAGAAGAAGUCGUUCGAGCGGCUGCCCGUGGACGUGGUCCCAGUCAACUACAAGCUGGAGCUGACGCCAAACCUGACGGCCUUCACCUUCCAGGGCCAGCUGGAGAUUACCGUCCAGGUUUGCAAGGCCACUAGUGUUGUUGUGAUGAACUGUGCGGAGAUCGAGAUACAGUCGGCCAAGUGUGUACAGGGAGAUCUCGUGGCAACUGUGACCUUCACCGAGGCGGGAGGAGACUGUGGAGUCUGGAGUUCCCGACCCAGCUGUGCGCCCACGGGAUAGAUCCACUCUGACCCUGCAGUACACAGGAAGCUCAACGACACAAAUGAGAGGGUUCUACCGCUCCAAGUACACUGACCCCACUCCCCGCGAUGAGCGAAAAAUAUGCGCCACGACCACGCAGUUUGAGAGUGCUCUCUGUGUGAUGAUGAGUGUUAUGACGCCGAUAGCUAUCAGUAGUGGUCAAUUUGCUUCAGAUCUACGUGUCCACCACGGGCCGGCCGAAUCACCACCACA